AUGGCAGACGGGAAGCAGUCCGAGGUGGACCACGCCUCACUACAUCACGAACACCGCGCCGGCGACCUGGAAGAUGUGCCGCCAAAGCUCUCUCUCGAAGCCGAGAGGCGCGGGCUGCAGCCGCCGCCCAUUGUCGCGGCCAUGUCGCAUGAAUACCGCGUCGAGCUUGAGAAGAAGCUGAAGCGCAAGGUGGACAUUCGCUUGCUUCCCAUGAUUGUUCUUAUGUACAUCUUGAACUACAUUGACAGGAACAACAUCGCCGCGGCGCGUCUGGCGGGUUUGGAGCGGGAUCUCAAUCUCGACCCGAAUUCGAACCAGUUCCAGACGGCUGUGAGUAUCUUGUUUGUCGGAUAUCUUCUCAUGCAGGUGCCUUCGAAUCUGUUUCUCAAUAAGAUUGGGAAGCCUGCGCUGUACCUGCCAACAUGUAUGGUAAUCUGGGGCGUCAUCUCCGCCGCGACAGCCGCCUGCCGCAACUACGCAGGCCUCCUCGUAAUCCGCUUCGUCCUCGGCUUCGUCGAGGCCGCUUACUUCCCGGGCUGCCUGUACUACCUCUCCUGCUGGUACACGCGCGAGGAGCUCGGCCUGCGCACGACAAUUCUCUACACAGGCUCCCUCAUCUCGGGCGCCUUUUCGGGCCUCAUCUCGGCGGGUAUCACGGGCAACAUGGACGGCGCGCGCGGGCUCGGCGCCUGGCAGUGGCUGUUCCUCAUCGAAGGGGUCGUGACCGUCGGCGUUGCGUUUGCGGCCUUUUUUGUGCUGCCCAAUUUUCCGCGGACGACGUCGUGGUUGAGCGAGGAGGAGACGGCGCUCGCGGUCUGGAGGCUGGAGGAGGAUAUCGGCGAGGAUGAUUGGAAGAAUAGCGGGGAGCAGACGUUUUGGCACGGGUUCAAGACGGCGUUGGAGGAUGUCAAGACGUGGAUUCUGUUGGUCCUCAUCUUCUGCAUCGUCGCCUCGGCCUCCAUCACAAACUUCUUCCCCACCGUCGUCCAGACCCUCGGCUACAACUCCGUAAUCUCCCUCCUCCUGACCUGCCCGCCCUACGUUCUCUGCGUCAUCACGACCUGCAUCAACGCCUGGCACGCCGACCGCACGGGCGAGCGCUACUUCCACAUUGUCGUGCCCCUCUGCGUCGCCAUGGCGGCCUUCAUCCUCGGCGCCGCAACGCACGCGACCGCCCCGCGCUACGUCGCCAUGAUGCUUCUCGUUCCCGGCGUCUACACGGGCUACACCACGGCGCUGGCCUGGAUCAGCAACACCCUGCCGCGCCCUCCCGCCAAGAGAGCCGCCGCGCUGGCGUUUAUAAAUGCCGUUAGUAACUGCAGUAGUAUUUACGCGAGUUACUUGUACCCCAAGAAGGAUAGCCCGCAGUACACGGCGGCGUUUAUUCACAACUGCGUUGCGUGCUUUAUUGCCAUUUGCGCGGCGACGGUAUUGAGGUUUGUGUUGGUGGGGUUGAAUCGCAAGUUGGAGAGGGGGGAGCACGUCGAGGGGGCUAUCAAUGCUGCGCCGGGAGAGGCGGCGGCGCAUGGAUUCCGAUUCAAGAUAUGA
Molecule: messenger RNA, 1548 nt
Organism: Colletotrichum costaricense
Lineage: Eukaryota; Fungi; Ascomycota; Sordariomycetes; Glomerellales; Glomerellaceae
Product: pantothenate transporter liz1
Exons: 4
Coding region: 1-1548 (515 amino acids)
Biological process (GO): transmembrane transport
Cellular component (GO): membrane
Molecular function (GO): transmembrane transporter activity
Source: RefSeq, a predicted model, not a curated record